Molecule: messenger RNA, 2864 nt
Organism: Coccidioides posadasii C735 delta SOWgp
Lineage: Eukaryota; Fungi; Ascomycota; Eurotiomycetes; Onygenales; Onygenaceae
Source: RefSeq, a predicted model, not a curated record
GCGUUUUCAUGUCCUCUUGUGAACAAUAGAGAUCUCUUUGGGCCUUCUAUUGGUCUAACUGUUCUACCUGAGUGAUUGGAUUGCCAUCAGGAGGUUGCCCCAAGGCACACAUUUCCUGGUCCCCAUUCACGGCUCCAAAACUUCCAUCAGCAUAGUGCUGGUGGGCUCCCUCUACCCUUUUGAAUCAGGUUAUAAACCAGGCUCAUCUCUGGGGCUUUAGAUGGUCCAAUCCAUCAAGCUACCUUUGCAGCUUCAUCUUUGAUAGAUUUCCUAUCCAAGAUGGAGACAGCAACGCCAUCUUCAGAAGCUGCAGCAGGAUCGAAAUCACAAUCAGAACCAGGACCUUGAUCUUCAAGGUCUUGGUGCGGGUGAUGACCUGUUUGACCUGCCGGCCGAGUAUGAUUUAGAUCCGAACGAGCUCGAUCGGUUUCUCCGCGAUGUAGACCUUUCUGGUUUGUUGUCAACUCAGGGUCAGCCUGGCCAGACGCCCACCAAUGAUGUCCCGGUGGCUGGACCUUACCAAGCCCAGAACCUGAUCACUGGAACGCAAGAACUCCAUCGUCCUGUCCCGACCGUCCUUCCUGGUCCUACUUUCGCGAGUGAUUCGAGGUACCGACGACUUGCCCCGACACCAGGUCGUGGACCCGAGCAUAAAAGAUCUGUCGAUGAUAUCAGUGUUGAUGAGGAUCAUGUACUAUCCUCUGUCAAAGGUAAUGAACCUGUUGCAAAGAGACAGUGUAUGGGCCACUCCAUUCAGUCCACCUUUAUCGGCGAUAGUCAUCCCGUCUCCAAUGUGUUCCGUCACGACCAUCGACGCCGUCCACCCCGGAUGGAUGCAGCCAUAGGGUCAAUCGAAAAGCCUCAACCCUAUGCUAGAUCCGGCGUUCCUGUGAUCGCAACGCCUAUCCUUAGUGAAGCACACCAGGGUUCAAACAACCAAUCACGUUCAUCUUUGGGCAUUCCCUCGACCGGCCUGUUUAACGCAUCUAGCAACUCGAGCAGUGCGUCAACGAACAGCGUAGGCUCCGUAUCGACAUCUCUUGCAUUGGAGAAGCGAGGAGAUCUCGCAAUCCACCAAUCCACGAACUCCCAAGCAGCAUUAUCGUUACCCCCGUUUCGCCCCCAUGGCGUAGCACCCGCUACUCCAUGUCACUCAGUAGAUAUAGAUGCUGCUAGUUUUGAGCGUGAAUCGUCUAUUGAUUCUCUGUUUGAUGAUCGGGCCAACAGCCCGUUGUUGGACGCCGCAUCCACAAGCCAGAACGCCGGAAAACCUCAAUUUAUGAUGCCUUUGAUAGCAAAUACCACUGGACCCCGGAUAUCCGAGCAUCUCAAGAAAGUCUGUCAGUUAAAAGAUGAGGAUAUCCUUCUAACUCAAUCUCGAGAAAGUGGGUGGUUUUGCCGCCAAAGACCCAAAUAUAUCUCCCCAUACCCCCGACCGGGGGGAGAUCUAGGCUAUCUUCCAUCUAGCCCAUCUCUUCACGUCAGAUCGAUCAAAGCCGCGGAUGACGAGGUUGCAUCUCUCCUCAACGACUAUCGAAAACGACUCGAGACGUGCAUUUCUGAUCGGGAUAAACUCAUGGCGGAACUCCAGAUGUAUAGCAACGUUGAUCCGGUGACUCAAAAAAGUCAAUAUCAGAGGUUUAAAGACGACAUUAAAUAUCUGAAGCGGGCGGUAACUGUGAACGCGAAAAAGGAGGAAGAGGCCUCAAAGGAGGCGCGUUAUUGGCAAAACCGGUAUUUCGGUCUUGUCAACAUAUACAAUAACCUUUGCGCACAGUUCCAUCAACUGCGACAGCUAGUGCAGCCAAUGCAAUUUCAGGUUCACCAGACUAGGCUAACCCAACAAUGCUCCGCACCGGCUCCAAUUCAGCAAAAUACCCAGGUACCCAGACUACCAAGCAAUCGCCCUGCACCAACUAGCGUGACGUCGACCCCUGCUACUGGUAGCGCCGUACCAUCUGCUGCAACUUCUGCGCCUAUGACUCCUAGCGCUUCAUCUGCACCAACCCCAGUCAUGGUUGAUUUAACUGGCGACGCGGACGGCGAUAUGUCAAGUCAACCAAAGAAAGCUCAAAACGUCAAUUCCACUCCUGCAACAGACAUCCCAGUUUCGCAGAAAGAACUUUUCAAGUCCAUGCGCAAGAAAGAAUAUCGGUGGCUGGGUAACAAAAAUCACAUGCAACAACGUUUCACGAAUGCUUUAACCAGUCAGCCCCAACCGCAUACUAAUGUUCCAUCAAAUACGGCUAAUACUUCCUCUACCCCUACGACACCUAACAACUGUCGACAUGACAGAGUAAAGGACAACAGUGUAUCUGGUCGCCCUCGUCAAACCGCGUCAAGUCGUCAGAUUGAAACGGGUGUGCACCAGACAGCAACCAUGCCCGAUGCGUGUGAUCCCGGAGAUAAUGAAUUUGCAAGGAUGAUGGAGGGAAAUUUGCAGGGUUCGAGUGAUAUAGACACAACAGGCUCAGGGACGAUUUCUGACCCAGCCACGGUUGCGGCCGACACCUCAGAAGUGACGGAAGGAGAUGAUGAUGAAUUUGCGAGGAUGCUGGAAAAGGAUCUUGAAGCUUCAAGUUGAGCAAGAGGCAUGAUUGUGUCUGAAGGAUGUUGAGGUCGUCUGAAGCAUUCGACAGCAUUGUAAGGUGUUCGAGGACGACUAUUGUGUGGGCUUUGUGGAUUUUUGUUUUUCUUUUUAAAAUCAAGGCUGGUAUUGACCUCUGCGAGUGUGUUGAUACUUUGUCUCCCUUCAAUGUGUGUUUGUUUUCCAAGGAUUUUUACAAGAAAUUGUGGAUGAAUUGAAGGAUACGGCGUGAUUUCAAUGAUGCUGUAUGUGUAUGAUACCCUUCACGCUUAUGGUA